UAUAAAUCUGGUGAAGACUUUUCAAAUUCCCACCUUCAACAACCAUCUCUUUUCAACCUCAACGAUUACUUGAACCACGACACGCAACUGUCGAUAUGCCUUGUAGAGACGAGAGCCACAACCAUCGCUGGCCAAAGGCCGGCACACUCACCCUCUGCAAAUGCGAGAUCUUUUGCGGGUAUUGUGAGGGAGAAGAUGCUAAGAAGGUUCACACGCUGCAAUGGGAACUUCGUCACCAUGUUAGAGUCGUACACACUGGCUCCGAAGGACUGGAUGUCAGAGUGAGCCCUCGAUCGAUGCCCCAUAUGGCCAUCAACCCCAAGAAACGCAAACAUGCAGAGGUCGAGCAAGACGACAGUGACGACAGUGAUGAGGAUUCUGACGAAGCCGAGUCUUCUGAAGAGGAAGUCAAGGCUACAUCGGGUGAGAGUAGUGAAGAAGGCUCUAAGAAGCUCAAGCCCCUGAUGGUCCAUUCGAGGGCACCUUCGGACCCCUUCGUGAACGCUGACAAGAAGGAUACCAAGUCUGCACCAACUCCUCUUCGACUCCGUGCUAAGGCUGUCGCUAUGCCCAAGAAGGUUCCAUUGAGCACUCAUGCAGCUUCUUUCAAGCCGAUCGGACCCAAAGCAGGUCCAUCUUCACGUAAGCGUGCCAGACAGGAGACAUCGGCUGGACCUCCACCUCCAGUUACCAGGAGAAUGGUCUCUGGACCUCCGCCCCGGGCUCUUGAAGUCCGACAAGGCAUGGUUCAGGCUGGUUCGGUGACAAAUGGUCCCCUGGUCAACAGUGUACUUUCUGAACAACAACGUGCGUUUGUUGUUGCCAGGAACGCUGCAGAGGUACAAGCAAGUGUGAAUGCUCAAAGACCUCUCGGCAAUCCUCAACAGAUGCCCAGCAAUGGCCCACCUCAGCCCCAGGGACGCAACAACAUAGGACCUCCCAUCAACGCUCAGCCCAGACAGAUGCCCAGUCAACUUCAUAGCCGUCUUGUGAACGUCAUUCCUCCUCCUCUUCAAUUGAGUACGUCCGACCAGGACUUCUACCGCAGGAACUCUGCAUUCCCUGAACAGCAUCAUGACAUGCCGCCUGAGCUCCUUCGCAUCCGCCAAUUGACGCAAGAUCUACUCACCAAUCACAACGCCAGCGAGCUACUUCUCAUCAACAUGUACACUACCGAGAUCGAGUUCAUUAGACAGCUGCAAACACGCCGUUGGAUCUCAAAUGCACAUGGUCAGGGCUACAUCGGCAGUGUCCAGCAUGCUCAUUGGUUGGCACAGCAGCAGUUACAGCAACAGCUUUCACCUCAGAUGAUGCAACAAUUAGUUGGAGGAUAUGUUCAUGGUCACUUGAUGCUUACUUCUCAGCCCGGACUAGGUCAGGGUGGUCAACAGCCUUAUCCUCAGCAACAGGCCUGCCAGCAGUUUGCUCCUCACCCAAUGCACCCGAUGGGUGUUCAGCAAGCUGGCCAGAGUCAGCAGGUCGGCGGUCAACAGUAUCAGCAGCCAGUCCAGCGUCAAGUCUCUGGUGGACACCAACCUGGCUUGCAGCAGCAGGGAGCCCUGCAAUUUGCUUCUCGUCCUAUGCAGCAGAUGAGCGUUCAGCACCCCAGCCAGGUCCAGCAGCUUGGAGGUCCGCAACCUCAGCAGACUGCCCAACGCCAGGUCUCUGCAGGUCAACAACUCGGCCCCCAACGUCAAGUCUCUGGCGGCCAACAGUUUGCCCCACAUCAGGUCUCUACAGGUCAACAACCCAAUCUCCAACGCCAGGCCUCUGGUGGCCAACAAUCUGGUGUUCAACAGCGCUUCGUCCAACCUCAAACCUUUGCUGGACAACAGCUUGUUGUUCAGCAAGUCAACCCCCAGCGAUCUGGCCCUCAGCAACCUAGCCCUCAGCAGUUGGGUGUCCAACAGCUUGCACCUCGUCCACAUGCACCACGUCCGCUACCUUCGCCUCAGAAGUUCGGUCCAUGGCUUCCUGACCAACAGCAACUCCCUCAACAGAAAUCUGCUCCUCAAGCUCAAGACCAUGCUCAGGAAGCUCCUCAGCCAGUUUCUCAGCAGGUUCCUCAGCCGGCCGUCAACCAACUCACCGAACCUCAACAGCACCACUCCACUCAUCUCGACGGUCAACUCAUGCCUCGUGAUCAAAGUCAGGAGAAGGUUGACGAGCAGACCAAGGGUCAGAUCGCCACGACCGAAGAAGAGAAGCCAGAUGCUGGAAAGAGCAUCAAGGAAGAGACUGUCUGAUUGCGAACUGUAACCGAAGGAUUGUAUCACUGCAAGAUAGUAACAGGGGAUGGGGGGAACAGCAGCACAAGGAUUGUCCGAUCAAUCAAACCGCCAAAGAGUUUGGUAAUGCCAAACGGAUGAGGACAAGAGACAAGAGACAAGAGACAAGAGACAAACAAGAGUUCGGAAA
Molecule: messenger RNA, 2418 nt
Organism: Aureobasidium pullulans EXF-150
Lineage: Eukaryota; Fungi; Ascomycota; Dothideomycetes; Dothideales; Saccotheciaceae
Exons: 3
Coding region: 96-2246 (716 amino acids)
Source: RefSeq, a predicted model, not a curated record